AUGGCAAGUUUAGUAGAUUAUGGAAGUAGCGAUGAGGAAGGCUCUGUUCACAUAGACAUUCUACAGAAAUCUUCAAACACGUCUGAAGGUUCACUGUUCAAUAGUUCUACUACAAAUGGUAUAACAAAAGAUGUGCAACCCCAUGCGACAGGGCUUCCAUCCGCAGAAAGUUCACGCACGAUUGAGCUACCAAGCAAUCCAAAACCAUACGCUCCUCUCGUUGGGCCACAGUUGGGACCAGCUGAGGCGACCGAGCUUCCAGAAUUAGAAAAUACUAUGAUUGGAAACCGGGAUGGUGAACCGCCGUCACCUUAUUCCGCGAAUCGAGCUUUGUUACGAGAUCUUACCCUACCGACAGUUCCCAAUUACGAUAUCCCACCCUCACCCCAAGGUUCACCACUAGCUAGUACGAAUACCAAAUUUAAGCACUUCCUCGAACUAAAGAAGCAGGGUAUACAUUUCAAUGAAAAGCUUGCAAAAUCAGCCGCGCUCCAGAACCCGAGCUUAAUGCAGAAGCUCAUGGACUUUGCAGAUAUUGAUGAGGUGGACCAGUAUGCGACAACCCUUCCCCAAGAUCUAUGGGAUCCGGCAGGCUUUCCCGAGUACGCUUACAAAGAGGAACUUGCGAAAAGCCAACAGGAUAUUUUGAAAGAAAAGGAGGAAAAGAAAGCCCGAGGUCAGAGGGAAGCUAUGGAUUUUGUACCUGCAACAGCCUCAGGCGAUGCAAGUCGCAGUGGGACCCCAAACGCUGGGGGCAUCAAUGGAAAGGCCCAACAAAGUGCUGCUGAACGAAUUAUGGCAGGACUCGAUAAAGGCAGGUCGAACUCACCUCACGCGCAAGGUGUAAAGAGAAAAACGAGAUUUGAAAGUUGA
Molecule: messenger RNA, 873 nt
Organism: Sclerotinia borealis F-4128
Lineage: Eukaryota; Fungi; Ascomycota; Leotiomycetes; Helotiales; Sclerotiniaceae
Source: the annotation of a GenBank genome assembly